GCACCCUCAGCCCGUCUUCCCCCCUACGCAGCAACUACCCCUGCAACUACGAUCACGCUCGAACGUUACAAGGGGCGAAAGGCCUGCUCCAGCGUCCCCGCGAGAGGUUCUUUCAUCCUCUAGGACAACACAGGCGCAUCCUAGUGCUUUUGAUCUUUCUGGGGGUAGCAACCGUUCGAAUUUAUUCAGACCAUCUCAGAAAAAUUCGGGGGACGCUUGUUGCUGCGAAAUGUCUGCAAAUGUUCCCCCGAUACACCUGGCCGAGUGCGAAGAAUGCGUUCAGAGCUGCGAUGACCCUGGGUGCACUAUUGAGCUUACGCCUCAAUGCACAGAGCAAUGCGUCGUCGUUUGCAAUGAUCCUCACCAUAGUCUGGGAUCCUGUGUCGAUGACUCCUCAAGGUCUUUCCCGUGUUCCGAUGGCUUGGGUUGUAGCGACAUAGAUGAUUUUCUACAAUGCUGCACAGACUACCAUCCGCAUCUUCCUGACGGUAAACCGUUUGUGGCCGAUCCUCAUCGCGGCUCUUUUGGGUGGGAUUCAUCCUUCGAUUCCAUGUUCUCUGCUGUGGAUGCCCGUCAUGCAGGAGAUCAUACCAAUCCCUAUGCUCAUUCAAAUACGCUGCCGAAUAUCUCCUCUCAUAACUCGCUCAUGCAUAACCACCAUCUUCCAUAUGAUUGCUUUGCCCCAACUGCUGCACCUUCGGCUGUUUCGCCUACCUAUCAUCCUUCAUCUAGCAGUCUCGCCGAUGCGCUUAAUCCUCCGCCCGCAGCCAACGAUUCAGGUACCUUACGGUGCAUGUGGGGCAACUGCUUAGCUACAUUCAACAGCAUGGCCGAGCUAGUCGGCCAUGUCAACUUGCAGCAUCUGCGACUCCCAGGAUCAGGUUCUACGACUCCUCAAAGUCAUCUAGCACAAAAUGCCAGCCUGCCGUCUACGAAGGCUGAUAACCUGCAGCAGGCAGAUCAGUUCUCUUGUUUGUGGGCGGAUUGUCAUCAAUAUCCCGACGUCAGUACGAUACCCGGGUCGUCAACAGGAAAUCCGGUCGAUACCGCACUUGACGUACUUGCAAAUCAUCUGCUACACGACCAUCUAGGUCUUACCAAUCCACCUCCGCCCCAACUUCACCCUGCAGGAUCAUUGAAGACUACUCAUUCGCCCACGGUGUUCUCUCUGGAGACGACAACAUUGAUUUCGCCGGCUGAAUCAUCCACUCCUUCGUCGCUCUCGCCUUCUGGACCACCAACGCCGGCUCCUGAGCACGAUUGUUCCCUUCCCUCACAUGUCUGUCGAUGGAUUGGAUGUGGCCAGAUGUUCGUUUCGUGCGAUGAAUUGACUGUUCACAUCAAUGCUGCGCAUGUUGGUGGUGGGAAGGCACAUUAUGACUGCUAUUGGGAAGGGUGUAAUAGAAAUGGUGAGAGCGGCUUUGCAAGUAAGCAGAAGAUAUGUCGACACCUGCAGAGUCACACGGGCCAUCGACCGUUUCAGUGCAAGAUAUGCAAGCAGCAUUUCUCUGAAGCUGCGACUUUGGCGCAGCAUAUGCGGAGACAUACCCAAGAACGACCCUAUGUCUGUGAUUAUCCUGGAUGCGGGAAAUCUUUCGCCAUCACGGGGGCCCUCACCAUUCACAAGCGUACACAUAAUGGUCACAAGCCCUUCAAGUGUACCUACUGCGAUCGAGCGUUCGCUGAAUCUUCCAACCUGUCUAAACAUGUGCGUUGUGAUCGAUGCCUUCUCAGCUUUUACGGAUUGACUCAUUAUUCAAUAUUUAGCUUCGAACGCAUACUGGUGCUCGUCCAUAUAGUUGUGCACAUACAGGAUGUACAAAGACGUUCGCUCGGCCCGACCAACUUGCCAGGCACAUGAGUGUCCAUAGGAAGAAAACCAGUCCUCCGGAAGAUAACGGACAGGCCCCGUAGAUCGGUUAUUUAUUAUAUUCUGUAUGCUUAUUUACUCGUCGCAGCAUCCCUCCACUUCGACACCCAUGCUUACAUAUUGUUUGUUUGUUAUCACAUCGACUAUCAUUAUUGUAUUACUCUGUUGACACAGGGCUGUCCUAUAUUCACAGCUAAUCAUGACUUGUUCUGAUUAUGACAUCGAUCUUCAUCCAUGACCAC
Messenger RNA from Somion occarium, 2112 nucleotides. The record is from the annotation of a GenBank genome assembly. Lineage: Eukaryota; Fungi; Basidiomycota; Agaricomycetes; Polyporales; Cerrenaceae.